Messenger RNA from Parnassius mnemosyne (clouded apollo), 7788 nucleotides. The record is from the annotation of a GenBank genome assembly. Lineage: Eukaryota; Metazoa; Arthropoda; Insecta; Lepidoptera; Papilionidae.
AUGCUGAAGUGGGCAGUGUACAAAAAGAAUCAAGAAGGUCAAACUAAUAUUAAUUCACAAACCGAAACUCAAGAUCUUAAUUCAAAUAGACCGUAUGAUGACAGAUCAAGAAGAUCUUUGGAUGCACAAGCGGUUAAGAAGAGGAAGAAGCCAAGUCGUUACCAAAGGCGGUCUAUUGGAGCUACAGCUAGGAAAAAUAAUACAAAAAACGUCGAUAAAGAAAACCUUAAUUUUAUAGGCAACACUCCUAAUUAUUAUAAGCCUGGUUUUAUAAAGAACACAGAAAAUAUUGUUUUGAAAGAUGUUAGCAAUAUUACUCCUACAUCUGUAACUCCUAUUAAAAACUUAGAAAAUUAUGAUUUCUAUAGUGAUGAUGCAAGAGAUGAAAUAUCACCUGAGCUACCUUCAACUCCACCAUCCUACAGUAGAAGAGUUAGAGAAGCAAAGAAAAGAAAAUUAGCAUUGAAUAGUUUAAAUAACAGCGACGGUUUUGUAAGAAAUAGUUGCGCUUACAAAUCAGAAAGGAGAAUAAACAACGUAGACAGUAGUGUUUUAUGCUCCCCAAAAAUGAGUCAUAGCACUUCCGAGCCAUCUUUAAACGAACUUUCAGGCAGGCUCAGUGCAACAACUACAGGUAGCAGAAAUUCAUUAAGUAUAGGUAGAUACAAAAACAAAAGCAAGCCUAUUUGUACCACAAAAACUGCAAGUGAGGGUAUAGUUGAAAUAGAAUACGACAAAGAUUUAGUCAUAAACUGUUUAGAAAAACCAUUAAUUAUUAUCGAUAAAAAUGAAAUAGAAAAAUCAACUUUACCUAUAUUUGGUCAUAGCAUUUUCAUGGAUAACCCUGUAUAUUUAAAUAAAAAUGAGAAUGUUCCUCUUAGUAUAAGACCUUUAAAACGAACAAGGAAAAAAUCAAAUGACUUUGAAAGUUGCUUUAGAUCCCCAUCGGUAGAUAAAAAAGAUGCACAUACUCUCGUUAGAAAUGGCUGUUCUCCGGUGUCCAUUACUCCUUUAUCAGUAAAGUUAGAGGCAUUAAGGUUUAGCACUAUGAGUACACAUAACGUGAAAAGUAAAAUAACUCCGUUAAACGAUGUUACACAAUACUUUCCUAAAAUUGAAAAUCCUUUUAAUAUUAACUUAAAAGACGAAGAAAGCUCAACAGAAAUGGAAAACAAAUUUAUUUUAGGCAAAGAUUCAUUAACAAAUGCCUCGGAAUCCACAGUAUCAACUACUCAAAUGGGGGAUGUUACUCUAGAGAAAAUGAUUGAAGAUAUUAUAAAAAGUACUAAAAUUGUUAAAUCUAGAAGGCGAAUCUUAAAAAAUAUUGCAGAUCCGCAGCUGACAGUUGAAGAAGAAAUUCCUCCUAUAGAUACUGUUAAAGAUUUAUUUGUAAAACCUCAAGCUGAACACAAGUCAUGUUUAAUCAAAGAAGCUAAAUAUGUAAAUCUAUCUCGAGAGAGCUCUGUAUCGCCCAAAAAUACUCCAACUAAGAAAAUGUUGCCUAUUCAUAGAGUUAAUGAUAAGUUGUUAAAGAACGUUCCAAUAGGAUGUUUUCUAUUAGACGAUGGAGAUGGCUACAACGAAAGGGAAGUCCGUACACCUGAUAAAUUCGAAGAUACGAAGUUAACAGUAACAGAACCUGCAAUCGAUGUAAAUAAACAAUUAUGCAGAUCUUAUUCAAUGAAUGCUACAUGUACCCUUAAAAGUAAUCUAGAAGGCACACUAUCAGAAUCUACUCCCGAUUUAUUCAAUACUUCAAAUGAAACGAAUAUAAGAUUAAGAAGACAAAGAUGUAUUCGCAAAAAGAAACUUACAGUAAGUAACGAAAGUCUAUGGAAACAAAAACAAACUGAACGAAACUCACCUAAAUCAUCACUACUACGUACUCUGGAAAUGGGUAUACCCAGCCCCGCAUUAGACUUGCAAAACGUAUCAUUAUGUGAGCCUUUAAAUUCUCCCUUGAUGGUAAACCAUUCAAAUACACGAUACAAAGAUAAUGAAUAUUUACGUAACACGUCAGUUCUAACAAAUGUUUCACACAGUAGUUUAAACACUUAUGAUCCAGUUACUCAAAAUAUAAAAACUCGAGAAUUAUUUGGAUUGACUUUAGCAAACGGAAUACCGAGUCCUAUCACACCAGCUGUGAGUCUGAAGCGACAAAGCAACGUCUUAAGUGACGAAAUAGCUAGUAAAACAAGCAAAUUAGAUGAAGAUGUAAUACCAAAUGAUGCUCUUACUCCUGUCAUAGAAUAUAAGUCGUCGAGAAGAUGUCUAACGUAUUCUCCAGAGGAAAGUAGUAUAAAUAGUAGCGAGGAAAAACGUAGAAGUGUUGCUAGUAAUCGCUUAGAACGAAGCACAGAUAGGUUUCAAGCAUUAAAAGCGACUAUAGAUCUUGAAAUUAAAACUAGACAAGACGUAGUAGACGUUCACGUUAUUCGGUGUCGAGACCUUCAGAGGUCAUCUGGAAAGACAGAGGACAUUAACGCUUAUGCAAAGGUCGUCAUCAGCGGUGUAAAUGAAAACCAGUCAUUACCGUCGCAGAGAUCAAUUUUUCAAAGAACGUCGGUUCUUUACGGAAGAAGAGAGCCAGAGUUCCAGCGACAUCUAAAACUGCCUUUACCUACUGCAAUCUACGACCAUCAAGUACUGCAUAUUUCUGUGUGGCACAGAGACAAGAAGUACAGGCGGAGCGAGUUUCUAGGAUGCGUCUCGUUCCCACUGAAAGAUGCGAUUAAGAGCGACGUCAACGGGACCUACUUCUUGCAGCAGGUCUCCGGUAGGCAGGGCGCGACGCCGGCGCCCACGCACGAUAGAUGCCCUAAGAACGAACGCGUGACUGAAGACCGACGCAAAAUGGCCACUGACAAUACGGAGACCAGCACUAGUGACGGCGCUAAAGAAAAUCAUAAUGAUAAAGGAGUGGCAACAAACGGUCCCGCUUCUGGUGCAUCCGGCAGUCAAGCACAAGCGGUUGCUGCAGCUUUACAAAGGGAGGCUGACGAACACUUGUUUUUACGAUACUUGGAGCUUGAUCCGCCGGAUGACCCAGCAGCGCCGAGACGGGCGCCAAGAAACGGACGCACGCCAUUCACCACUACGAGAAAGAUCAUCCGUGGUACCAGCGGUGGUUUUGGUUUUACAGUGGUCUGGACUAGACCACCGAGAGUGGAGAGAGUGGCAGCAGGCGGGUCAGCCGAGCGGGCGGGGCUCAGGGCUGGAGACUAUAUUGUGUUCGUUGGGAACAAGAACGUAGUCACUGCCAAUGAGGAGGACGUGCGAAACCUUGUCAAAUCAGCUGGCCAAACGCUGAUAAUAGAAACGUUUAGGCGAGUGCCUCAGAACGGUGCCGGAGUCCGGCCGCGACUAACGCAAGUGACAAUUCCUCCGGUCCCAGCUGAAUCGACACCCCCUCCGCCGCCCCGCUCACCCCGGAGCGCAGCCCUCGCGUCUCCUGCAGCAGCCGCUAGACCGCCCACUGCUUGCUCCUCCACAAGCCAAUCGCUCGACAGGCGCAAACUGCAUCUACCACAAGUCACAUUUUCAAAGGAGACACCAGGUGCAUCUAGCGAUGGAAGGAAACGUGCACUCCUAGCGGUAAUUGCAAGGGAGCAGCAUUAUGCCACGUGUCUCCAAUUUGGGCUAGUCAGGUUCGUUUCGCCGCUUGCAGAGAGAGCCGAUCUAAUUGUCCCAAGUGACCAUCAGCUAUUGUUCCAGAAUAUUGAGGAGAUUUUCAGGCUAUCUGAAGAUAUUCUUGAUCAAGUAGUACAAGACGAUGGGGAAAUACAAACGUCCACAGUUGUCGCGGUGUAUUUACAAAAAACUCCUGUGUUCCUUAGCCUAUAUAAGAAGUAUUGUUUAGGACUAAAACGAGCUGAUUGUGUCUUGGUGAAAAAAUCAAAAGAUCCAAGUGGAGCGUUCUCUCGAUUUUGUACGAGCCCACCCAUACCGCGAAGAAGACCCGACAUAACGUCUUUAAUACAUAAACCUUUAGAACAGUUCAGAGAACUGCUAAGGCUAAUGAGAACGGCAGCCAGUGCGAAUGGCGCCGGUCCUUACGAUCAGCUUGAAAAGAAGCAACUACAAGUCAUUGUUGAACAGUUACAGGGUGCAUACCAGGAUGUCACUGCAGGCUCCGGGUUGAUGGGUUUAGCUGGAGAUGGCAAGCCGUUGUUGUCAGUUGCUGACUUGGAAAGUCGAUUGGUGUUCACUAGGUGUAAGCCGUUCGUUUUAAGCACUCCAGGCAGGCAAUGGAUUUUUGGAGGCGAAUUGUCCAGGGUUGAAGGCCGAGCCAUCAGACCAUACUGGGCACUGCUGUUUAGCGAUCUUCUACUGUUUGCCACAGUGUCAAGAGACAGGGUCCUCUUUGUCACCGAAGAACCUGUCUCCUUGGCAUCAGUGUCAGAUGCUCAAUUUAAUAUUAGGAAAAAAGCAACGGAAUUUCGUCUCAUACUUGGUCGUGCUGGUGGAGAAAGUCCGUUGGUUUCCUGUUCACCGCGAACACCAGGGCGAGCCCGACCCAUUGUCCUUCGAGCACCUUCGAUAGAUUUAAAAGCCGUGUGGCAAAGUUUACUGCAAAGGCAAAUCUACCGAGCUCACACGAUGUCAGGCACACCUCUCGGCUCACCAUUAGACUCACCAGAUCCACAGCUGACCUUCUCUUUAGCGACUCUGGACUCACAACAACGCCAGACACGUCGUAGUUCUGCUGAAACUCAAACGGGUGCCGGCGGUAGUGCUGCAGAAGGAGCAAGAAGUAGUCGCAGUAGAGGAUCAACUCUGCAUUUACAAAGGUGGAUGACGCAAUUACCGGAAGCCGAAGAAAUGGAUCCACCCGAGCCUGAAAUGGAGAUGUGGAGUAUAGAAGAAUUAAGAAAGAGAUCUAGAGAGCUAAAUCUACUCGAAGUAGCAGAUCUUAUUACCAAGAACAGUGAAGCCAAAGAUUCACCGCCCGAAAAAAAAGAAAAUGAUCGAAGUCCUUCGAAGAGCAGUAACUCUGGUAGCCAAAUAACAGUACGAACCAGUCCUGUGGUUGUUGACACUAUACCAGUCUGCAGACAAUGUCACAAAAAGUGUCUCUCUAAGCCAAAUAGUCCUUUAGUAUCCCAAAAAGAACCACCUACUCCGCCAAAGGCCAAAAAUGAUGCUUCACCCCAGAUAUCCACAUCAAAUAAAAGUUCUAACAGCAAAUGUAGUGCUAAAUGUGAUAAUCGUAAGCAAAAGUUUAUUUGCCACUUAGAACGUAAAGGUGCUAUUAAGUUACGUCCUGAAGAUGCUGCCUUAAAAGUAAUAGACUCUAUAGAACAAAGUCAGAAAAUGUUGAAAUCUACAUCGUAUGAUCUUAAAACUGACUCGCCAAUACUAAACAAUAAGAUGACUAGAAGUCGCACGAAAAGUCGUCUGGAACUUAGAAAAGACAAUUCAAUUAUGUCUCCUAGCCCAACGUCUAGUAGCAGAAAUAGUCCGCUUUCAACUAGUCACACGACUUGUAGUUCAAUGGUAUUUAAUUCAAGUUCAAAUGAUCUUCGAACUUCUAAUUCUAACAUUGAUAAUCAAGUCCAAUGUGUAAUAGCACAAGAAAAGUAUAUUAAUGAAGUUAAAUGCGUGGAAAGCAUUACGUUAUGCAAACCAAAAUCAUCUUUGUCUAAUUGUUCAUCUCCGGCGUCAAUCAAGAAAGAGCAAGUAACAAGACAAAAAGCUGAAAAUGUUCUUAGUAAAGUAUUAGGAAUGAAUGUUAUUGCUAAACGAGAAAAUAUCGGGACGUGUCUAAAAUCUUCAUCGGUUUUCUUAGACGAUGACUCAAUACAUGAAGAUGACAACGAUUUUAAAAUAGAAAGAGGUCUCAAAAGAUCACCUAGGAUGGGUAUAGCUGCUGUAGGCAAAAUGAACGGGGAUAUAAAUAAAAAUACUGAUAGAAGUGAACACUUUAACGCACACGUAAAUGCGAAUGAUGCGCUAUCUGACGAAGACUUAGAAUUGGGUCCAUUAAUGUUAAUGGGUCUUUCUGCAAUAAACCCCGCUGCCCAUCUUAUGCGAGUAGAACCAUUUAAAAGAAAUUCAGAUAUAGGUAUGAAUAAUGUUCAUUCGAGACCAGCAAGCCUAUGUUCAGUGAAGUCAGAAUCCCCCGUGCCUAAUAUUGCAAUAGUUCCACCAACACCUGAAUAUAUCACAACUAAUAAGACUGAUGGUUUUAUGGAUGAUUCUCCUGAUUCUCCAGAUGCACCCGAAGACCUCCCGUACGUUACUUUGAAAAGAUACGGCACUAUGUCAAGCCUAGAGAGGCUUCCAUCCGAUGAGACUGAUGAUGGUAAUGUAAGACUGACUACACAAGAACCCGAAUUACCGAAACAACACAAUUCAGAUGUGUCUGGUGGGACUGGUGGUAUAAUGGGAUGGACAGCAAGGGCUGGAUCGUUCGUUGUGGAAAAAAUGAACAUUUUUAGUUACACGGAGAGUGUUCCUAAUACAUCGAUUGCACAUAAGCAACCUUCUUUCUUGGAAAGGUGUUUAGGAGUGAGUGAUUGGAAGUCUACGUUAGGGACAGAAGACGGCACUGGAGAAACUGGAGAAGGGAGUGGAGCAAGUGGGGAGGAAGCUUGGGGCACGCCGUCUUCAGGAGACCUAUCAGAUAAUCUGCCUGAUUCCGAUCAUGGAACCUUAUCGUCGCCAACAAAGUCGUCAUCAUCGUACGCUGGUGACGACGAUACGGAGCUGAUGAUGGAUGAGCUUCUGAUGGCGCCAACUAUAACGGGGCCCACAACGUUACGGCCACUAUUGCCCAGGGAUGUUUUUAGGCGAAGACUGGAGCCGUUGCUUGAAGAAGAAUGCUCGGAAAGUGACAGCGAAGAUAACAAGGCUACUCCUACCAAUUCUGAUGACCAGGGCAGCGGGCGUGGCCUGGGUGCUGACGACUGUUGCGACGCGCCGCGCCUGCCGUCCUCUGCUUCAGGGCCAGUAGCAGAGGACGGGGGUGCGGGCGACGCACCGAAUGCUGGAGGGGAGGAAAAUUGUGUCGCCGAGUCAGAACUGAGCCCAGAUCGGACACCAACCAACGAAGUGCCCUCGACGCCCUUACAAUCUGUUUCAAAAGAAUGUGCGGAACGAGCCGGUGCGUUUGUUGGCGGUCGUCGGGGCUCAGCCAGCUCGGCCAGCACGCCCUCCACACUCGAACGUACCACCAUCCACAAUCCCACGCCCCAUUAUCAGCUGUCACCAGCUUCGGAGCCCCCAUCAGUCCCGGAGCCUACCCAACCGGAGGAAACCAAACUUCCAUCGCCGGAGGAACGGCUCAGUCCUCGGGCGGAGAUGAGAUUGGCAUUGGACCAGGGGAAGGACAUGCUAGCAGAACAGGAGUGUUGUCAGGGUGGCGGGUCCGACCCCUGGUCGUUUCGCGUGGCGUGUCAGCGGUCACUGCUGCGCCGCGUAGCGAGCGCCGACGCGGUGACCCUAUGCCGCGCGCACCCGCGCCGCACCGCCCCUCAUACUACUUCGCGCAGUUCUGUAUAUGCAUGGAAACUUCCAGAAAGCGAGAAACUUAUGGAGAUGGAGCAACUGGCACGAGUGGAAGCUCAGACGAUGCGUUCGCGGACGCGCUCUCAAUGCCAGAACGGGACGAUAUUGGGUUUCCUUCGCCGCCGAGCAUCUUCCGAUAGCCCCCGCCGAGAGCCCUUUAUGACAGGCACUGAGCGACCGUUCUCGCCACGUCGCACGACCGAGAAACAUCUCGAGAAAAGAUUCUGGAAGCAAGUGAAUAGAAGACGUCAGUCUUGCGGCUCCAUCAGUCAAAUAUAA